AUGGCCGUGCCGCCGCUCCGCCGGGCGCUGCUGCUGUGGCAGCUGCUGGCGGCGGGCGGCGCGGCGCUGGAGAUCGGCCGCUUCGACCCGGAGCGCGGGCGCGGGCCGGCGCCGUGCCAGGCGGUGGAGAUCCCCAUGUGCCGCGGCAUCGGCUACAACCUGACCCGUAUGCCCAACCUGCUGGGCCACACGUCGCAGGGCGAGGCGGCCGCCGAGCUGGCCGAGUUCGCGCCGCUCGUGCAGUACGGCUGCCACAGCCACCUGCGCUUCUUCCUGUGCUCGCUCUACGCGCCCAUGUGCACCGACCAGGUCUCGACGCCCAUUCCCGCCUGCCGGCCCAUGUGCGAGCAGGCGCGCCUGCGCUGCGCGCCCAUCAUGGAGCAGUUCAACUUCGGCUGGCCGGACUCGCUGGACUGCGCCCGGCUGCCCACGCGCAACGACCCGCACGCGCUCUGCAUGGAGGCGCCUGAGAACGCCACGGCCGGCCCUGCCGAGCCCCAUAAGGGCCUGGGCAUGCUGCCCGUGGCGCCGCGGCCCGCGCGGCCCCCCGGCGACGCCGCCCUAGGCGCCGGCGGCGGCACCUGCGAGAACCCGGAAAAGUUCCAAUACGUGGAGAAGAGCCGCUCGUGCGCACCGCGCUGCGGGCCCGGCGUCGAGGUGUUCUGGUCGCGGCGCGACAAGGACUUCGCCCUCGUCUGGAUGGCUGUGUGGUCGGCGCUGUGCUUCUUCUCCACCGCCUUCACCGUGCUCACCUUCCUGCUGGAACCUCACCGCUUCCAGUACCCGGAGCGCCCCAUCAUCUUCCUCUCCAUGUGCUACAACGUCUACUCGCUGGCCUUCCUCAUCCGGGCCGUGGCUGGGGCCCAGAGCGUGGCCUGCGACCAGGAGGCGGGUGCGCUCUACGUGAUCCAGGAGGGCCUGGAGAACACGGGCUGCACCCUCGUCUUCCUGCUGCUCUACUACUUCGGCAUGGCCAGCUCGCUAUGGUGGGUGGUACUGACCCUCACCUGGUUCCUGGCAGCCGGCAAGAAAUGGGGUCACGAGGCCAUCGAGGCCCACGGCAGCUACUUCCACAUGGCGGCCUGGGGCCUGCCGGCUCUCAAGACCAUCGUUAUCCUGACGCUGCGUAAGGUGGCAGGGGAUGAGCUGACCGGGCUCUGUUACGUGGCCAGCAUGGAUGCAGGGGCCCUCACUGGCUUUGUGCUGGUGCCCCUCUCCUGCUACCUGGUGCUGGGCACUAGCUUCCUUCUGACCGGCUUUGUGGCCCUCUUCCACAUCCGCAAGAUCAUGAAGACAGGGGGUACCAACACGGAGAAGCUGGAGAAGCUCAUGGUCAAGAUUGGGGUCUUCUCCAUCCUCUACACUGUGCCUGCCACCUGCGUCAUUGUGUGCUACGUCUAUGAACGCCUCAACAUGGACUUCUGGCGCCUGCGGGCCACAGAGCAACCCUGCUCGGCAGCCACCAUGCCCGGUGGCCGGAGGGACUGCUCGCUGCAAGGGGGCUCAGUGCCCACCGUGGCUGUCUUUAUGCUCAAGAUCUUCAUGUCGCUGGUGGUGGGCAUCACCAGCGGCGUCUGGGUAUGGAGCUCCAAGACUUUCCAGACCUGGCAGAGCCUGUGCCACCGCAAGAUGGCAGCUGGCCGGGCCCGGGCGAAGGCCUGCCGGACCCCUGGGGGCUAUGGCCGUGGCACCCACUGCCACUAUAAGGCCCCCACCGUGGUCUUGCACAUGACUAAGACGGAUCCUUCUCUGGAGAACCCCACACACCUCUAGGGACACAGGCCUGCGUGGGGCGGCUGUCGCGCCCUCCUAGCCCCCCUUCGGAGGAGACAGCUGACUAGCAGCUGCCCAGCUGUCAAGGUCAGGCAAGUGAGUGCGAGGGGCCGAGGACCAGGGCGGGGAGACUCUCCUUCAACCCUCACUUGUCAGAACCCAGUGAGGCUCACUCCCCUGUUGCCUAGAGCAAAGGGGUGGGCCUGGCUGGGU
This is a messenger RNA of Hippopotamus amphibius kiboko, 1986 nucleotides long. It is a transcript of the gene FZD9, whose product is annotated as frizzled class receptor 9. Lineage: Eukaryota; Metazoa; Chordata; Mammalia; Artiodactyla; Hippopotamidae. Gene Ontology annotation, molecular function: Wnt-protein binding; Wnt receptor activity. Gene Ontology annotation, cellular component: plasma membrane. The record is from RefSeq and is a predicted model, not a curated record. The transcript has a single exon. Bases 1 to 1773 code for a protein of 590 amino acids. Gene Ontology annotation, biological process: non-canonical Wnt signaling pathway; canonical Wnt signaling pathway.